This is a messenger RNA of Vavraia culicis subsp. floridensis, 486 nucleotides long. RefSeq lists its product as uncharacterized. The transcript has a single exon. The coding region runs from base 1 to 477 and encodes 158 amino acids. Lineage: Eukaryota; Fungi; Microsporidia; Pleistophoridae. The record is from RefSeq and is a predicted model, not a curated record.
AUGGAGGGGUGUGGUAAAGGAAGUGCGGAGGAGUGUGGUAAAGGAAGUGCGGAGGGGUGUGGUAGAGGAAGUGCGGAGGGGGUGUAUGCAAAUAGCGACAGGACCGGUGCUUAUAACGGUAAUGAAGGAGAAGGAUUGGGCACAAAUAUGCGCACAAAAAAUGAAAAUAACCGGCAAGGCAUCGAUAAUGAACUAUGCCACCGAUUCGUUCACACAACGGACACCUACAAAAUAGAAAAGGACCUUACCGCCGAUCUAAAGUGCUCUAAACCACGAUCAACACCGUUCAGCAAGCAGAGCACAAACAACAACAGCAUAGUGCUCUCAAGAAUAUGCAGGCUGAUGAAGAGAAGAAAGGAGAUGAGUGAGAAUGAGCUUGAACAUCUCAUUGGAGAGGGUGUGGAUGAAGGGUUAAAGGUUGCGGUGGAGAAGGGCAUUGUGGUGUACGAUGACGGGAGAUAUGUGUAUGUGCCCUAGGGUGCCUGA